Messenger RNA from Acipenser ruthenus (sterlet), 1248 nucleotides. RefSeq names its product cobalamin binding intrinsic factor. Gene Ontology annotation, molecular function: cobalamin binding. The transcript has 5 exons. The record is from RefSeq and is a predicted model, not a curated record. NCBI's taxonomy places the organism in Eukaryota, Metazoa, Chordata, Actinopteri, Acipenseriformes, Acipenseridae. The coding region runs from base 136 to 687 and encodes 183 amino acids. Gene Ontology annotation, biological process: cobalamin transport.
GCUCUAUCAAGGCCCCUGAUCGUAUGGUUCUGCGUCUCAAGAUCCCAGAACACUCUAGAUCAUCUGAUCAAGAACAUACUUCAGGAGACAACGAGCGAGGGAUUGAUCGGGAACGUUUACAGCACAGGACUGGCCAUGCAGGCCCUAUCAGUCACCUCCACCAGCUACAACUGUUCCAGAACUAUCCAGACGGUUCUAGAGCGGGCUGGUUCUGGAUCCUUCGAGAACCCCAUGGCUGCCUCUCAGAUCACCCCCUCGCUGGAGAACAGAAACUACCUGGAGCUGAACAAGCUACACUGCGAGGGGAUUCAGAAGCCCCUUCCUGAGUCGAUGUUGCCUCCACCGCACCCCACUGUCCCGGAGGGUGUAAUCACCGUCCACUACAGAGUGGAGAACAGCAUCACUGAAAACACCUUCAAUGACAUCAUCGAUGUGACGGUCCCCGCAGGGUCCUCGCUGCUGCGGGUGAUGGAGGAGGCGGCCAAGAUAUCGCCUGUAAAAUUCAAGUUCACCGUGGAGAAGAGCAGUUGGGGCCCAUUUGUCACCAGUAUCCAAGGGUUAGCUGGGAACGCGGAGGACCGAACAUACUGGCAAUUUCUUACUGGGAAAGACGCUUUGGAGCAAGGAGUUGGUGAUUAUAAACCGUUCAACGAGGAACACAUCGUGGCAAAAUUCUCUAAAUAUUAAUCCCAGAUUUCCAUCUCAUAAUGUCAUGUAUUGGUGGAGGUUAUGUUUAAUUAUCACUUAUUUUAAUCACAUUAUAAUUCAAUUUCCUAAUGGAAUAUCUAUAAUAAUCAAUUGCCAGCAUUGUAAAGCGCAGAGAGGUCUGGUAAAGCAUAGGGAAGCAUUGUAAAGCACAGAGAGGUCUGGUAAAGCAUAGGGAAGCAUUGUAAAGCACAGAGAGGUGUGGUAAAGCACAGGGAAGCAUUGUAAAGCACACAGAGGUCUGGUAAAGCAUAGGGAAGCAUUGUAAAGCACAGAGAGGUCUGGUAAAGCAUAGGGAAGCAUUGUAAAGCACAGAGAGGUCUGGUAAAGCAUAGGGAAGCAUUGUAAAGCACAGAGAGGUCUGGUAAAGCAUAGGGAAGCAUUGUAAAGCACAGAGAGGUCUGGUAAAGCAUAGGGAAGCAUUGUAAAGCACAGAGAGGUCUGGUAAAGCAUAGGGAAGCAUUGUAAAGCACAGAGAGGUCUGGUAAAGCAAAUUUAAAAAUGACAACAAAUAAAUGAAUAAAGGUGUAAAGAAAUCAGCAA